Messenger RNA from Girardinichthys multiradiatus, 7578 nucleotides. RefSeq names its product myosin-2 heavy chain-like. Bases 725 to 6469 code for a protein of 1914 amino acids. Lineage: Eukaryota; Metazoa; Chordata; Actinopteri; Cyprinodontiformes; Goodeidae. The record is from RefSeq and is a predicted model, not a curated record. The transcript has 2 exons.
UCUUAAAUGCCAUGUUUUCAUUAGCUGUAAGAUGAAAAUCAUAAAUACAGAAAUAAAGGCCAGAAAACAUAGGUCUGUGUCUACCUAAUCUAAAUAAAUGUGCUUCACGUAGUGAGUUAAGUCACUGAAGUAAAUUAACUUUUUAUUAAUAUUUUUAUUUAAAAAUUAUGACCGUACAUUUAUCGUUCUCUCCUAUUUUGAUUUGUAGAUACUGUCCAAGCUUUGUCUCAGUGAUUACAUUUAUUACUUCAAAAACUAUUAUAUUUAUAUUAUAUGAGAACUAUCAAAAGUAGCCGAGUAAAACUUCUUAGGUCUUGUUUUUAUUCAGAAAGCCCAUUUCCAAGUAGACCUUCUAACAUGCCACUCAUAGUAUGGCAGACGCUCCGACGUCUCUUUUCAAGCCCAAACUGCUGUGGAUCUUCUCCACUGUUGGAUCAAAGGUUGUAACCAUGGAUUCCUAACUGUCACUACAUGGCACCACUGCAUAGCAUGUUGUAAACAGCGUGGGCGGGAAGAGAACUGACUUGUUAGGCAAAGUGCUUUAUGACAUCAGCUGUGGAAUUAGACAACUGUGAUGUCUAAUUCCACUUUAAUGCUAUCUGUGGUAAGAUACAGUCAACAUACAUUUUCUGGAUUUUGGUGUGUUUUCAGAGAUUUUUCAACCAUCAAAUUUAACUAUUAACUGACUAUUAUUUUUGUGCUACCAUUUACCCAAAACGUAACAAUGUCAAGAGGAAAUUUCAACAUGUCUUUGCAUGGUGCAGAGAAAUGGCAGGAAUCUCGCCGGCUGUGCAUGUCGGAACAAGAAACAACCAUGCCAUUUACCUUGCAACAGAGAAAUUGUGAUCAUGAGGAAGAGUGUUUGAAGGAAAAAGCAGAAAAUGAGUAUCAUAAAAACCGAUACUUUCAAUCACAGGCUGAAUUCUUCAAAGUAAAUUCAAAGUGUAAGAGCUGUAUCGACUGUAAAGAAAUUUCAAUUGCAUUUGAAAAUCUGAGUUCUGGUGGUAAUUGCAGAGGUCUUAAGAAAGAAUUGUGUACAGAAAUGACAGCAAAGGAGCAUUCCAAAACACGAUACCUUCAGUCCCAAACUGGGCUCUUGAGAGUGCAGUCAUUGUGGGAAGAUUUCAAGAAGAAACUUGAAAGGAAGAUAACUGAGCUUCAACAUAAGAGUUCAUGUGGCAAUGAAAACAACACUGAUUUAAAGAGAGAGAUCACCAAACUAUCUUUAGUGUUGGAUGAAUUUUGUGUUCAGGCUGAGGUAUGGCAACAAGAAAACAACCAGCCGCAGAGUUUCUUAAAACAAAUCUCGAGUCCAAAGGAGCUUUUUUCUGUUGAACAUGAACAAAAUGAGGACAGAUGUUAUGAACUUUCAGAUGCUGGAUCUGUGGAUCAGGAUGUGCCCAAAGUACAGAAACAUGGUGAAAUAAAUACUCCAGGGUCUAAGCAAGAGGAGACCUCUGCUGGAAAGGCUAAAAAACCAAAGGACACACACUGUAUAACUGCAGAAACAAAAUCUGAGGUGAGGGUUUUGUCUGUUCAGGAAGGGUUUGGCUCAACUUUGGAGGGUGAAGCUCAAAAUUGUGAGGUUGAACAAAUAAAAGCUGUGAGGCAAAUACACGAUUCUGAGCAUAGCAUGGAAACCCGGAGGUUGGAUGUGCAAGAAGGAACAAAACAGGUAUGUUUCCUGCUGAAGAGACAUUGCGAUCACAAGACAAGUUUAUUUAAAAAAACAGCCAAAAAGGAAUAUUACAAAAGAAAAUGCCUUGGAUCACAAGUAGAGCUCUUUAAGCUGUAUCUAAAGAGGAAGUACUUCAAUAAUAGGUCUGGAGACAAAACAACAAAGUUUGAAAAUGUGAGUUCGAUUUGCAUUAAUCUUCAGAGACAGAUUUUUAAACUCAAGUCAGAAAAGGAGCAUUACACAAACCAAUGCCUUCAGCUCCAAGCUGGACUCUUGAGAGUGCACUCAAUGUGGGAGAACUUAAAGACACAGCUUGAAAGCAACAUGUCUGAGCGUCAGAAUGUGAAUUUAUCUGGCAAACAUGACAAUCUAGAUUUAGGAACAGAGAUUGAUGAACUAGGUUUAGCUUUGGAUGAGCUUCUAAUUCAACUGGAAGCAUCUGAACAGAACUGCAUCCAGACACAGAAUCUAUUGAAGCCAAAUAAAAACACUGCAAAUUGGACAUUUUCUGCUGAGGUUGAGCAAACUGAACACAGGCGUUAUACAUUUGUGGAUUCUGAAGAUAAACAAUGUGACGUCUCCAAGGUACAGGAUCUUAUUCUCUCCUUGAAAAUCAAAGCUCCAGAAUCGGCACAAGAGGAGACAUUUGCUGCAACAACUGAGGAACUUCAGGACACACAUUGCAUAAGCAUUGAGGCUAAAUCUGAGAGGUUGGAUUUGCUCAAGGUAGAGAAAUUUAGCACAUUGUUUGACCAUAAAGUUACAGAAUGUGAGCGAGAACAGACAUCCACUUUGGGCAGUGUCUUCCUCAAGGAAAGACAAGAUACAAAACAAAGCAAGGGUUCUCAAUGUUUGUGUUUGCCAGAAGCAGAAAGAACCAAGCUGUUUUUUCUUCAAAAGAGAGUUUGUGAUCUUGAAGCAGAGUUAUCUAAAGGAAAUGAUGAAAAGGAAAAUUACAAAAAACGUUUAGAUAAAUCACAAGGUGAGCUCUUGGAAAUGCAUGCAAUGCUGAAUAACUUCAAUCAAAAGCCUGAAGAAAAGACAGCUGUCCCUUUAAAUGUAAGUUCAUCUGGAAAUGACAGCAAUGAAGAUAUAGAUGAAAACUUCAAAUGUUUGCGUGAAGCUGCAGAUGCGUUUGAGUUUCAAGCUCAAAAGAUUGAAGAUUUAGCUGAAAAACUUAAGAAACUUACAGAACCAAAAGAAACAGACCCAAAGGACACAUUUUCUUCUCAGGUAAAGCACGACGAGCACACAUAUUACAUGUUUUUGGAUUCUGAAAAUGAGCUCCCUGUUGUGCCUAGGCAUGAUGCAGAACAAAACAAGGAAUCUCGAAGUGUUUGUACACCAGAAGCAGAAAUAACCGAGCUGUUUUCCCUUCAACAAAGAAAUUGUGAUCUUGAGACAGAGUUACUCAAUGAAAAGGACGAAAAUAACUUUUACAAAAAACUUUUAGAUAAAUUACAAGCUGAGCUCUUGGAAUUUCAUGUAAUAGUAGAUAACCUGAAUCAAAUGUCUGAAGAAAAGACAGCUGCCCUUUUAAAUGCAAGUUCAUCUGGAAAUGACGAUGUAGAUGAAAACAUCAAAGGUUUGCGUGAAGCUGCAGAUGCGUUUAAAUUUCAAGCUCAAAGGAUUGAAGAUUUAGCUGAAAAACUUAAUAAAACAUUUUCUGAAGAGAUUGACCAUAAUGAGCACAGAUUUCUUUUGAUUUUAGAUGCUGGAUAUGAAGACCGUGACGUACCUAAUGUACAGAGCCCCAGUGGCUCCAUGGAAAUCACUGCUCCUGAAUCUGUGCCAGAGGAGACCUCGGCUGCAGCACCUAAGGAACUUAAGGAGACACACUGCAUUUUAAUGGAUACUAAAUCUUUGGAUUUUGUUUUGCCCCAGGCAGAGAAAUCUAGCACAUCUUUGGAUAUUAAAGGUCCAAAAUGUAAGCAAGAACAGAUAUCUGCUUUGGAGGGUGAACUCCUGGACCCUGGCCAUGAUACAGAACAAAACAAGGAAUCUCAAAGUGUUUGUACACCAGAAGCAGAAAUAAUCACACUGGUUUACCUUCAACAGAGAGUCUGUGAUCUUGAAGCAGAGGUAUCUAAUGGAAAUGAUGAAAAGGAAUAUUACAAAAAACUAUAUAGUGAAUCACAAGCUGAGCUCUUGGAAAUGCAUGCAAUGCUGAAUAACUUCAAUCAAAAGCCUGAAGAAAAGACAGCUGCCCUUUUAAAUGCAAGUUCAUCUGGAAAUGACAGCAAUGAAGAUAUAGAUGAAAACAUCAAAGGUUUGCGUGUAGCUGCAGAUGCGUUUGAGUUUCAAGCUCAAAGGAUCGAAGAUUUAGCUGAAAAACUUAAGAAAUUUACAGAACCAAAAGAAACAGACCCGAAGGACACAUUUUCUUCUGAGGUAAAGCACGACGAGCACACAUAUUACAUGUUUUUGGAUUCUGAAAAUGAGCACCCUGUUGUGCCUAGGCAUGAUGCAGAACAAAACAAGGAAUCUCGAAGUGUUUGUACACCAGAAGCAGAAAUAACCGAGCUGUUUUCCCUUCAACAAAGAAAUUGUGAUCUUGAGGCAGAGUUACUCAAUGAAAAGGGUGAAAAGGAAUAUUACAAAAAACUUUAUGAUAAAUCACAAACUGAGCUCUUGGAAUUGCGUGCAACAGUGGAUAACCUGAAUCAAAUGUCUGAAGAAAAGACAGCUGCCCUUUUAAAUGUAAGUUCAUCUGGAAAUGACGAUGUAGAUGAAAACAUCAAAGGUUUGCGUGAAGCUGCAGAUGCGUUUGAAUUUCAAGCUCAAAAGAUUGAAGAUUUAGCUGAUAAACGUAAGAAACGUACAGAACCAAAAGAAACAGACCCAAAGGACACAAUUUCUUCUGAGGUAAAGCACGACGAGCACACAUGUUAUAUGUUUUUGGAUGCUGAAAAUGAGCACCCUGUUGUGCCUAGGCAUGAUGCAGAACAAAACAAGGAAUCUCGAAGUGUUUGUACACCAGAAGCAGAAAUAACCGAGCUGUUUUCCCUUCAACAUAGAAAUUGUGAUCUUGAGACAGAGUUACUCAAUGAAAAGGACGAAAAGAACUUUUACAAAAAACUUUUAGAUAAAUUACAAGCUGAGCUCUUGGAAUUUCAUGUAAUAGUAGAUAACCUGAAUCAAAUGUCUGAAGAAAAGACAGCUGCCCUUUUAAAUGCAAGUUCAUCUGGAAAUGACGAUGUAGAUGAAAACAUCAAAGGUUUGCGUGAAGCUGCAGAUGCGUUUGAAUUUCAAGCUCAAAGGAUUGAAGAUUUAGCUGAAAAACUUAAGAAAUUUACAGAACCAAACGAAACAGACCCAAAGGACACAUUUUCUGAAGAGGUUGACCACAAUGAGCAAAUCAAGGAAUCUCAAAGUUCAUGUGUGCCAGAGGCAGAAAUCCCAGAGUUGGUUUUGGAGCAACAGAGAGUUUGUGAUCUUGAGGCGGAGGUACUUCAAGAAAAGUCUGAAAAGGACUAUUCCAGGGACGCAUACAAUGAAUCAGAAGCUGAGGUCUUGGAAUUGUGUUCAAAAUGGGAUACCUUGAAUAUAAUGUCUGAAGGAAAGACAAAUGUGCCUGAAAAUGCACUUUUAUCUGGUAAUGAUAAUGCAAAUGUAAAGGAAAAUGCAGGGUGUCUGCAUUUAGCAUCAGAUGCACUUCAGUUUCAAGGGGAAAUUUCUGAACAAUCUGAGACAAAACCAAAUCAAACAAUGCCAGAAGAAACGAGUCCUGUUGCUUCACUGGAAAUAGGCUCUGUAGACUUUCGACAUUCUAACUAUAGUACAGAGGACGAGCAAUACAACAUAGGACAUCACUCGUUCCUCAAUGCUAAAUCUAAGGAUCUGACAGAACCUGGAAAAUAUUUUCAAAUGAGUACAGAAUUUAAAAAAGAAGAGACUUCUGUUGUUGAGGGUAAAAUACAUGAGCAAAGAGAUGACAUGUUCUUUGAUACUAACACUGAAAAAUGUGAGCUGCAGAAAGACAGUUCCUGCCUGAACCUUCUGUCAUCAGAGUCUGAACAAGGAGAAACGUCCGCCACUGAGAGCAAUCAGAACAAGCAAAAAUAUACUUCUAUCAUGGAUACUACAACAGAACACCUAAAUAUACCUCAGCAAAAGAAAGACCUACCUGAAGUUGCAUCUCCAGAGUCUGAGCAAGGGGAGGUCCUUAUGCCUGCCAACGAGCAACUUGAACAAACUCAUGAGACAUUCUUUGAAACAUAUUCUCAGGAAACUGCAUCUGAAUUGGACAGUGCGACGGCUGCUGUGGAAACGGCGAUCCCAGAAGAAGAGACUGCUACAAUUGAGACUGAGAAUCACGAGAUAAGAUGUCCACCAAUAUUUGAUACGCAAUCUGAUCAUUUGAUUGCACUUGAGGAGCGAAAAGGAAGCCCUUCAUUGGACAUUGAAUUCACAGAGUCAGAUUUAGAUGUUUAUUUUCCUGCUUUGGAUGAACUACCUGAGCAAAACUAUGACACUUUUUUUGAACCUGGUUAUCCAAAUACUUCACCUGAAUCUAAUGCUUCUUUGGAAGUAUUCAAACUAGAUGUCCAAACUCAGAAAGAGGCAACUGAUGUGGGUGGUGAGGAGACUUUAGCUUCUGAGGGUCGGAGUUUACGUUUUUGGCAAUUUACAGUUAAAGUUUUGCGAAAUAUGUCCUUGUCAUUUGUGUUCUCCAUUUUGAGUACAUAUAUAUAUCAGACAUUAUACCACAAUGUGGAUCUGACCCAUGGUCUCUACAAUCUACUAGAACACCUCUGCACCUUUGAACAUGUUGUUCCUGUUCCCUUUUAAUUUAGCCAACAAGCAUGCACAUUCAUUUUAAUUGUAUGAAAUUUCAUUAGCCUCUAAAAAAACUGCUUUUUUCUACAGAACUGUUAUUGCAGAGACUAUGAGCAGUCACUUCGCCUUACCAUUGAUAGUAAUAGGGAAAUGUGAAGACUGUUGUGCAGUAUUAUAUUUAAGUUUGGUUAUUUAAUAUUUAACCAAAAAACCUUUGGUCUAUCAAAUAUUGUCUAAGGUUUAUUUAGCAGGAAUUUGGAAAUUAUGUCAAAUUUGUUUUAAAACAAAUUAGGGAACCAUUGGUGUGUUUAAACAACCAGUCACAAUGCAAAUCAGAAUGAUAGAUUAAUUUUUUUUAAAUAAGACAUUAUAUUAAGAUAUUAUAAAUAAACAGGGGAUUAUUUUAAAAAAAAAUCUAAAUGUUUACAUGAUGUAUUCUUUGUUUUUUGUUAGUGUUUGUAAUAUUGUGUGACACAGCUAGAAGGUGACUGGUUCUGGAUAGGUCCUUUACGUGUCAAAUUAGCGAGAAAAGGUUUUUUUCCAGGUGCGCUGGUUUUUCCGAAAAACAUUGGUUAAGUUAACUGGCCAGUGUAAAAUUAUAUGACAUAGCUGCCAAGAAGGUGUCUAAGCUUGAAGUAUUUCGUCAAAUGGGCUAAUGUUGGGCCUGUAAGGAACUGGUACCCUGACACAUAUGUUUACUUUUUACCAAUAUUAUACCAAGAUUGGUAUUGAAAGCCAAUCACAUUCACAGACUGGGGUGCUCAUCUGCUGGUUGGAACUUGUUAUUUGCUGACAUUCUAACCAUUGUCAAAUGUAAGCAGACUUUACUCAGUAGCCAAUACAUAGCUCAACCUCUUAUAAAAACACCAACCAACAUCAUAGUCUUGUGAAUACAAGCCCAAACUUUAACAUUUUUGUUUCCCAAGCAGGGUAAAAAAAAUGAAAGCCCUGUGUUGCAAACAGUUACCAUGUUCACGUUUAGGGGAAAAUAAAUUUAAUAGCAGUGACAAAAUAUUAGUUUCCAAACCUUAGACUUACAGAAAUAGUUUUUAGAGAUUGAAUAUAUCCAGAAAAAAAUUAUUCCUUGCAUGAUUUGGAUCUUUCCCUCAACUCUCUGAAAA